This is a messenger RNA of Rhodotorula toruloides NP11, 2523 nucleotides long. Its product is annotated as serine/threonine protein kinase. Bases 1 to 2523 code for a protein of 840 amino acids. The record is from RefSeq and is a predicted model, not a curated record. Gene Ontology annotation, molecular function: ATP binding; protein kinase activity. Lineage: Eukaryota; Fungi; Basidiomycota; Microbotryomycetes; Sporidiobolales; Sporidiobolaceae. Gene Ontology annotation, biological process: protein phosphorylation. The transcript is spliced from 4 exons.
AUGGCGCUGCCUCCUUUGCCGGACGACUUCAUCCUAAAGCGGUCAACCGUCGACUCGGUCAAACCGAUCGUUCAGCGGCUCGUCGAAACGGACGACCUUCAGACAUAUCUAAGCCGUCGCCCUCUGCAGCGCAACCCAUCCCCCACGCACGACGCAGCGGGGGCUUCGCCUCCUCCCCUUUCCCCUGUCCAUCUUUCCCCUCCGCCCGCUAUCGAAUCUCCUCUCCUCGCCGGCCUCUCUUCCGCGUCCAAGACCAGCGAGAACGAAAUCCGCUUCCCACGCCAUUCGGACAUCAAGUACAGCGGCGCCAUCACAGAACUCGACAGCGGCGACUCCCUCUUUCGCGACUUGACCAGUGCGCUGUGGGAGGAGCUGGACAAGCUUAAAGUCUGGCACGGUGAUAUCGACUUACCGCCAUGCGAACCGUAUUUCCUUGGCCGGACCGAACACGACGUCGAGCGCUUCGUGGCGAGUGCGCAGAUCUCGCGUGCGGUACAGGUUCUGAGGGGUAUCCUCGGAGUGCCGGUGUACGUUGCGGGUCCCUUUCCCUCGAGCGUGACGGGAUCAGUUAAUCUCGUCAUACUCAUCGACGGCUAUAUCGGGGGACGCGUUGUGCAAGUACGAUUGGAGGUCAAGCGGCCCGAGAUGGGGCCUCCGGCCGUCUUCGAAGCCCUGCUCGCAUACGGCGAGAGACGCGCCGUAGUGCAAAUGGCUGCGGAGUUGAGGCCGGACUGGGGCACCACGGACGUUGCGGACGAGAAGGUCGACCUCGCCAUCUCCGACCCUCCUCCCUCUCUCUCCGACCCUCCUCCCUCUCCCGCCUCGCCCACCUCUUCCCCCUCAGUGCAAACCCCUUCUAGUCCUUCGUCUCCUCCGCUACUGUCGCCGGCGACGAGCACGCCUGCCUCAGGGGCGCCUCUCAGAAGAUCAAGUCGGUCGACCACCACCCCCCCCUCCGACAGUCCUACUCUCGCAGUCCCCACAAUCUCGGGCGUUCUUGACUCGUCGGGUGACGACCAUCCCAGCGAUUCCGACUAUCGAGAGUCAGGUAGCGACACUGACUCUCGAGCUCGCUCGGUCGGACCCGCCAACUCAGCAACGAGGUCUCCUGCAGCUCCUGUCUCGCGCAAGGGUCCCCGUCCGAAGGAUUGGGCGAAGUGGAGCAUCACAGACGGCGGGACCAGCUUGGGUUACCAGCAGCUCAACCGCAUCGGCCGCCACACGCUCCUAUUCCUCCAGCAACUCGGCACCCAGUUCGGCGAGGAGGUCUGGAAAGCCGUCACAUCGGAGGAGCAGGAGAAGCUUAAACAGCGUACGGCUCAGGAGACGAAGGGGAGGAAGGGAAGGAAGGGCGGGAGCGUCCAGGGCAAAGCUUCUCGAGUUCUGGCGGAGGAGGACAUCCGGCCGCACUUUCUCUCCCGCAUCGCCGCGACUACCGACUCCCAGAUGCUCAUUACACCCGCCAACGGCCUCCCUUUCCUCCGCAUCGGCAACAAGCUCCACGUCGGUCCCUCAGCCAAGUCGCACGGCGACGUCUCGCUCCAGCUCGUCAUCCUAUGCCUUCUCGACCUCGGAAAGCCGCUCGGCCUCGAAGGCGGCGAUCUCGCGGGUCGAUUGCGAACUACCUUCGCCAAGAUUUCCUCCGCGAACCAUCUCCCCACUCUGUCGCCUAAGGCUUCGUCCGCCUCUCCUGCCACCUCCACCCAGCACACGACAGACUCUACCGCAGCUCCCCCUCCUUCCGCCAGCAAUCGAUCUUCCGCCGCCGUCACCGACCACGCAUCAGACGCUGGUGACUCCUCCUUCGGUUCUACUUCCGAAAAGAUGCUCGACGACGUCUCGUUCGACGUCAUUCAAGGCGGUGACCCGCUCGACGAGAUCGCCUCGCCUGUCUCUUCGACGCACCCGAGUCCCAAGCGGUCACCGCUAGUUGCGCCUAAGGAUACCAUCAAACGUUCGCAAGGCAUCCUCAUCGACGGUCACGAGUUCGUUGCGCCUGGCGCAAGCGGCGUCGCGUCUUUCCUCGAGGUCGUGCUGAAAGACGAACUCGGUUCCGGCGCCGGAGGAAACGUCUACACUGACCCGUCGGGAACAUUGGCGAUCAAGGUCAUCGUGCCGCGUGACGCUGAUAGCGAAGAGCAGUACGAGGAACGCUGGGACGAGGGAGUGCAGGAGGUCAAGGCGCUCAAGCACCUCGAAGGUUGUGCGGCAGCACCGGAACUGUACGGCGUCUUUGUGCGGACGGAUGAGCAGGGUUACAAGUGGAUGGUCAUCGUUUCGGAGCGGAUUAGGGGCAAGCGUUGCAGGCUCGGCGAUUUCAAGAAAUACCGCCUCAAAAUCGCAUGCGCCCUCAUGUCCCUCCACUCGCGCAAGGUCCUUCACGACGACGUCCGACCACCGAACGUCCUCAUCACCGACAACUUGGGGAUCAAGUUCGUCGACUUUGGCCGCGCACUGCUCAACCCGACACUCGAGCAAUGCCAUUGGGAGAUGUACAGGUUUACAACUUGCGCGGAGGAGUAG